AUGGCCUUUUUGGCCGUUGAAAUUUCAUGUGUACCAGAGAGGGAAGAAAGAAAAAAUCUCACUGGGCAUGACGAGUGUUCAGCACCGAGAGCGAGGGUAAAGAUAAUUAAAAAUCCGGGCACGCUAGCACUGCGAAUUUGCCGAUUGGCACGUAGCUCUCCACAUGUCGCCUUAUGUUAUCACACUGCUGCCACAACAAAAACAACACUCUGCUUUUCCACUGAAUUACAUUUGAUCAGUUCCCACGACGUAUUUGAAGAAUAUAAACACAAACAGGUUCAAGCAGCGCAUGGUGGAUCCAGAUUCCAGAAAAUCUCUGAAUUCGAAUGUGCGGCGAAAAACCGCCGCAAUGUGCGGCAAUUGGUGCGGCGGGAAUUUCCGCCCAGCCUGUCACGGGCCUUCAAUUUCACUGUUUACCCCAGCUCGCCAUCCCCGCCAACAUCGUCGCAGAGCAGAGCCUUCGUGGAUGAUGGCAAGCCCCAUAACACACUGGCAGCACACGCGAAAUCAGAUACUGGACAUUCACAAUGUUUGCUUCUUAUGACCCCGCUAAUCGAGGAGCUACCCAGCUCUUCCGACCCUUAA
This is a messenger RNA of Laccaria bicolor S238N-H82, 585 nucleotides long. RefSeq lists its product as uncharacterized. The record is from RefSeq and is a predicted model, not a curated record. Lineage: Eukaryota; Fungi; Basidiomycota; Agaricomycetes; Agaricales; Hydnangiaceae. The transcript has 3 exons. Bases 1 to 585 code for a protein of 194 amino acids.